Molecule: messenger RNA, 830 nt
Organism: Nematostella vectensis (starlet sea anemone)
Lineage: Eukaryota; Metazoa; Cnidaria; Anthozoa; Actiniaria; Edwardsiidae
Product: antigen WC1.1-like
Exons: 4
Coding region: 21-830 (269 amino acids)
Cellular component (GO): membrane
Source: RefSeq, a predicted model, not a curated record
CAUUCUGUUUAGUAAGGAAGAUGAAGACCUUGCCUAUGUUAGCGCCGCUCGGCUCUCAACUCUGUGUUCUGUGUUUGGUGAUUUGGGUGACUGUUUGUAUGAGCCUGGAACUUCGCGAUAAAGACAGCGGUUUCAUAUCAAAUAAGUUCGUUGCUCACCCGGGAAAACGAUUUGCGCUGCCCACCAUCUCACAAGCAGAGGACAAUAACCAAUCAAUUGUCCAAAAGAGCGUCCUGGUUGAUGACGUCAUGGAUUGUUCGUUUGAAUGUCUUACUGAAGGCUGGUGUCACUCCGUAAACGUCAGAUUGACAGCGACAAAGAGUGGAAGACACGUGUGUGAGCUUAUAUCUACUGAUAGAUAUAACCACUCUGAAUACUUGCUACAAGACAAGGACUUCGUGCACUUUGGGAUAAAGUCUCCCUGCGAAGAAUCGCCUUGCAGUAAUGGGGAGUGCGUGACAUUGUACGAUGAGCCGUACUUCUAUUGCGCAUGCUCGUCAGGAUACUACUGGACCGGAAGUGAGUGCGCAGUUGUUCAGAUCAGACUGUCGCACGGAUCUUAUGGCCGUGUCGAGGUGCUCCACAAUAGUCAGUUGGGAACGGUGUGCGAUGACCAUUGGACCAUCAACGAAGGGCGUGUCGUGUGUAGAUGGCUUGGAUAUGGAUCCGUAGUCUCUGUUUACCCAUCAGCUCAUUUUGGCCAAGGAAGCGGGCCGAUAUGGUUUGAUAAUGUCUAUUGCUCUGGCAGUGAGGCUACCCUGUUCUCAUGCCAAUUUACCCACAAUCAUGAUUGUUCUCACAGCGAGGAUGCGUCAGUUGUGUGUUCUUAG